This is a messenger RNA of Sinocyclocheilus anshuiensis, 3047 nucleotides long. RefSeq names its product synaptophysin-like. The coding region runs from base 73 to 957 and encodes 294 amino acids. Gene Ontology annotation, cellular component: synaptic vesicle membrane; presynaptic active zone; synaptic vesicle. The record is from RefSeq and is a predicted model, not a curated record. The transcript has 7 exons. Lineage: Eukaryota; Metazoa; Chordata; Actinopteri; Cypriniformes; Cyprinidae.
UUCCGCUUCCAUCACUCGCCUCGCCUCCCCCCAGUUAUAGCUGUUUCUCCUAUCUACGAGCAGGCGACUAACAUGGAUAUUGCAAAUCAGUUGGUUGCCGGUGGGCAUUUCAGGGUGCUGAAAGUCCCAUUGGGCUUCAUCAAAGUCUUAGAAUGGGUGUUUGCCAUCUUUGCAUUCUCCACCUGUGGGAGCUACUCCGGCUCCUUCAGAAUGAGCGUGGAGUGCAGAAACAGAUCAGACAGUGACCUGAAAAUAGAUGUGGAUUUUGAGUAUCCCUUCAGGCUUCAUCAAGUGUAUUUUGAUGCCCCCGCCUGCAAGAACGGCCAAAAUGACCGCUUCUUCCUGGUUGGGGAUUACUCAUCCUCAGCAGAGUUCUUUGUCACCAUAGGCGUUUUUGCAUUCCUGUAUUCCAUGGCAGCUCUCAGCAUCUAUAUCUUUGCCUUUGAGAAGUACCGUGAGAACAAUAAAGGACCACUGAUUGAUUUUGGUGUGACAUGUGUAUUCACCUUCAUGUGGCUGGUGAGCUCGGCAGCAUGGGCAAAGGGUUUGUCUGAUGUCAAGACAGCUACAGACCCAGAGAAGGUCCAAGAUCUUAUCCCCGCUUGUGAACAGGAAGGCAACCGCUGCCGUGAAGUUUACGACCCCGUCAUAUCUGGUCUUAAUACUUCUGUGGUCUUUGGCUUUCUCAACCUGAUCUUGUGGACAGGUAACCUGUGGUUUGUAUUCAAGGAGACUGGGAUCAUCGCACCAUUUAUGCGUCAACAGCCUGCGCAGGAGAAGCAGCCCGCCCCUGAUUCCUACGGGCAGGGAGGUUAUGAGCAGCGGGACCCGUACGCCGGCUCCCAGGGUGGCUACCAGCCCGAUUACAGCCAGCAAGGCUACAAUCAGGGUGGAGACUACGGUCAGGGAGGAUAUGACCAGCAGGGGGCACCCACCUCCUUUUCCAACCAGAUGUGAGCGAAGAAAUAUCUGCGGAAGCGGGAGAUGGCUGAAAGAAGUUGAUCGUGUGACUCUAGCAGUGUGGUGCCUGAACCCUACCCACAACCCCACACUUCUCCCUGUUUGUGCGUCUGUGCUUACGUCUGUGAAAGAUAAGAGGGGCGGGAGGGAGGGAAGGGGACAGGGUCUAAUCUCAAAUCACAUAUAGAUGGGAGGGGGAUAGAGAGGAGGGAUUUUAAUGUGCUGUUUAUUAUUGUGAUGUAUACAAAUAAAAAAGUUUGAUCAAAUUUCAAAACACUUGAAUACUGUACCAAACUAUGAAAAGUAUAUGAAUCCUAUUUCUAUAUGAAUUUUGAAUUAAUGAUGUUGACAAUAGUAAUGCUAAACUUGAGAGAAUGUAUUUGUCUGUGCUGUAUAGAUAUCAUUAUAAACUAAUAUAUAUAAAUAUAAAUAUUUCCUAAGGAUAUAUAUGGGAUUAUUCCACUGUAGUCUAGUUAAAUUUAGAGACCCUAAAUAAAUAUAAUAACAAUAACGUGAAAAAUUCACAAAGCCCCACAGAAUUUGUUCCUUGAAAAUGUUUACUUCUGGUGGGUCGUGGUUUGGUACAGUUUGUUCCAUUUCUAUGUUGACCUCUUGUUGGGUAUUUUGUUGGUUUUUAUUUCUUCAUGGGUGGGAUGGAGCACUGAUGUGACUGAGACUGAGGCGGUGGGGAGCGUCCAGGGCUCAUGGAGGGACCACAUUAUUUCAACCAGCAAGCAAAACGGUCAAGGGUAUCUUAAAGCAUUUCUCAUUUCCUGACUGAAAAUGUUGACUUUGUUUAGUUCUCUCUCUCUCUCAAAUCUUUGUCUUUUGAAAAGCACAUGCGUUCUCAGUGCAGAAUUAGCGUGGUUGUUCAUGACACAAUGCAUCUGAGUGCUGUGUUGAUGUAGUGCUGUUUAAGUUAGAGGAUGCUAAAAAUAGAUAUAUGAAUAUAUAUAGACUGGGGUUUUGUUUGUGUUUUGUGAGCACCGGACAGAGAGAAUCAAUCCUGUGUGUGGAGAUGUCAGUAAUGUAGAUAUACGUGCCAGUUUCAAUUUCAUCGAUAUGUUCUUGUUUCCCUCUCUCAAAAGCAUAUACUAUAUUUCAGGAUUUAAGCCUGUGAUAUUGAGGUAUAUUUUCAGAUGUAAAUAUAAAAAUAUAUAUAAAGUACCUGCACAUUCGUUAACGAAUAUCAGGAACUGCUGUAGUGUGAAAUUUCCAUGAUUGGCAUCAAAGCAUCACCCGAAUGCCAGUUUAGAUUAUUUUUCUGCUUGAUCAAUCAUUCAAAAUGCAGAUGAUCAAAAAUAUCUGGUGUAUAUGAUAGCUUGACCUCUCGGCCAGAAUCAAGGGGGUCAUUUAAAUUAUCUAUGAAAUAUCAUUUGAACCGCGUUUAUGGCAGGUAACUGAUGCAAUAAAGUCUUUUGUUUUGUAUAGUAUUCAAACAGUAUAUAUUAAAGUCUAGCACUUUCAGAUGCAAGGAUGCUGAGUAAACAUCUUAUUAAUCUAGUAAAUGCACCAGAUUAGUUUUUGCCCUGGGUUGAUCAUCAUUUCAUUUAGGGCUGAUGCAGCAGACGUUGUUAUGAUGAGAUCCUUUAUAUUAUUGCAUGAUCAAAUGCUCAUAAUGCAAGCUUGCCGAGACUUAUAACUAUCUAUUUAAAUUAUUUUUUUUGGAUUCUUUAAUUUGCCUGCGACUUUGAGGAAAACCAGGUUUCGCUUUUGGGUAGAAGGCCGUCGGCCUGCUAAAUGUAUUAGCGUGUCUCUCCCUCCCUCCCUCAUUCUCUCUCUCUUUCUCUCUCUUUCUCUUCCAUUCUCUGCUCUGGCCCACUCUUCUCCUCCUCCAAAUGAAUAUGCUACUCAACUUCUCCGUUGUUAGUGGUGUUUGAUAUGUCUUGUGAAACUCUCGAUGCCUUUGGGUUGUGCUGUAUUUAAUGUGUAUGAUAUAUUCUUAGCGUUUAUGAAGAUAUUGAUGAAAAUGGUUAUGACCAUGCUGAAAACUCAAUCACCAAAAUUAUCCAGAAAUUCUGUUGUAUUGUUCUAUGGAAUCCAUGAAGGAAAAAUUCAAUAAAGAAUAAGUUAUCUUGUUGAAAAAA